AGGCGUUUCGGGGGUGCGAUGGAAGGAGGAGGGAAUGGCGCAGCAGAGCCCAUUGGACUUGGUCCUCAGGACGUGCGACUCCAUGAGCCAGUGCCUUCAGUCGAAAGUGUCCCACAUCGUCGACGGAAUCCAGCAUAUCCAGAAGAAGCACGUCCACAACGCUAACGAGGCUCAAGUCGGUGGAGCGAAGGCUGUGGGCUUGCCGCCAUUUCUCUCGUCUUUCUUCUCAUCCGCGACUGCUGCUUUUGGACCUUCUCCAGCCAAGAAGUCCGGUGGCGACGCUGUUACGGCGGUCCUCCGUAGCUCCACCGCCGAUGUUCGAUGGGAGAAGGAUGGCGCUAAGAAUGCCUAUCCCAAGGCUCCGAGACCCUUAACGAAGGAAGAACUUGGAAGGUGUACAUGGACCCUGCUUCAUGCAAUUGGAGCCCAGUAUCCUGAUCAUCCAACAAAGCAACAGAAAAGAGAUGUCAAAGAGCUGAUGGCAAUAUUAUCUCGAUUACACCCUUGCAAGGAUUGUGCAGAUCAUUUCAAGGAAGUUCUCAAGGCAAAUCCUGUGCAGGCUGGUUCACAAGCUGAACUCUCACUGUGGUUGUGUCAUGUACACAAUGUCGUUAACAGAAGCAUUGGGAAGCCCGUCUUUCCAUGCAACCGGUUAGAAGCAAGGUGGGGAAAGCUGGAAUGCGAGGACCGUCUAUGUGAUGUGCAGGUCUUAACUCCAAACCUUAAGUGACCGUCGGUUUGUUUGGAGUCAACUUUGGACACGACUGCAUGUAUGUCUGAUCUAGGAGUCCUUAAUUUGUUGCUCGUUCCUUUUUGUGGUAUUGUAGCUGAAUAUAAACUUCAUUAUGCAUCAGAUAUAUGUUAACUUCAUUACCAUGACCAAUCAUUGUACAUUAAUCAUGCAGUCACAUUGUAGUCAAUUAAAUACAUUCUUUUUGCAAGAAGUGAAAGGUUAUGAUGUGCAAGGCUUGGAUCAUGUCCGCCUUGAGAACUAA
This is a messenger RNA of Nymphaea colorata (pocket water lily), 995 nucleotides long. RefSeq names its product FAD-linked sulfhydryl oxidase ERV1. The transcript has 6 exons. Gene Ontology annotation, cellular component: mitochondrion. Gene Ontology annotation, molecular function: flavin adenine dinucleotide binding; flavin-dependent sulfhydryl oxidase activity. The record is from RefSeq and is a predicted model, not a curated record. Bases 35 to 730 code for a protein of 231 amino acids. NCBI's taxonomy places the organism in Eukaryota, Viridiplantae, Streptophyta, Magnoliopsida, Nymphaeales, Nymphaeaceae.